This is a messenger RNA of Monoraphidium neglectum, 1281 nucleotides long. RefSeq names its product dehydroquinate dehydratase/ shikimate dehydrogenase. The record is from RefSeq and is a predicted model, not a curated record. NCBI's taxonomy places the organism in Eukaryota, Viridiplantae, Chlorophyta, Chlorophyceae, Sphaeropleales, Selenastraceae. Gene Ontology annotation, molecular function: shikimate 3-dehydrogenase (NADP+) activity; 3-dehydroquinate dehydratase activity. Bases 1 to 1281 code for a protein of 426 amino acids. The transcript is spliced from 7 exons. Gene Ontology annotation, biological process: shikimate metabolic process; chorismate biosynthetic process.
AUGCCGCGGCAGCCCAGCGCGACCAGCGCAGCCCAGGCAACGCCAGAGGCCUCCCAAGCAGCCUGGAGCCCCAGCGAGCCGACCUACAUCUGCACCAGCGUGACCGCGGACAGCGUCGAGGGCGCGCUCGCCGAAAUCGAAGAGGCGUCGGCUGCGGGCGUCGAUGUCAUUGAGCUGCGCCUGGACUUUCUCAGCACAUUCGACCCGUCCUCUGACCUCAAGCGCCUGAUGGACGCCUGCAAGGUGCCCUACAUUGUCACGUACCGCCCCACCUGGGAGGGCGGCAACUACUCGGGCCCCGAGCCCGAGCGCCUGGCCACCCUCAAGUAUGCGGCCAUCCUGGGGGCGCCCUAUGUGGACGUCGAGUUCAAGGCCGCCCACCUCUUCUUCGCCGAGACCAGGGGGGAGGUCCCCGUGUCAACGCGUGUCAUCCUAUCCAGUCAUGACUUCCAGAAGACCCCGCCCCGCGCCGAGCUGCACGCGCGCGCCGCCGCGAUGCGCGAGGCGGGCGCCGACAUCGUGAAGAUAGCGGCCAUGGCGAAUGACAUCACCGACGCGGCGGCCGUGCUGUCGCUCCUGCAGGAGAAGACGGGCCCCACCAUCGCUCUGUCUAUGGGCGAGCGCGGCCAGAUCACGCGGCUGCUGGCGGCCAAGUACGGCGGCCACCUCACGUUUGCGGCGCUCAGCGCCGACCGCGCGUCAGCGCCGGGGCAGCCCACCAUACAGCAGCUUCAGGGCCUGUACCGCUUCCGGAAGCAGGGCCCCGGCUCAAAGCUCUUCGGGAUUAUUGGCAACCCGGUGCACCACAGCAAGAGCCCCCUCAUCCACAACAGCGCCUUUGAGCACAUCGGGUUUGACGGCGUGUAUGUCCCCUUGUUGAUCGACGACAUGCCCUCAUUCUUGGAGGCUGUCAAGGGCCACGACUUUGCGGGCUUCAGCGUCACCAUCCCCCACAAGCAGGCAGCCUUGGACGCGGCGUCCGAGGUUGACCCCGUCGCCGCCCAGAUCGGCGCGGUCAACACGCUGGUCAAACGGCAGGCGGGGGACGGCAGCGAUGACGUCAGCGGCGGCUGGAAGGGGUACAACACGGACUGGCACGCGGCGAUCGGCGCGAUCGAGCGCGGCCUGUCCGGCGGGCAGCAGCAGGGGGCGAGCGCGAGCGGCGGCAGCGCGGGCAGCGGCAGCCCGCUCGAGGGCCGCACGUUCGUCGUCGUCGGCGCCGGCGGCGCCGGCCGCGCGCUCGCCUCGCGGCGGCGGUGCCGGGCGGCGGGGCGGGGGUAG